This is a messenger RNA of Cladocopium goreaui, 3108 nucleotides long. The record is from the annotation of a GenBank genome assembly. Lineage: Eukaryota; Dinophyceae; Suessiales; Symbiodiniaceae.
AUGUCAGCAGACGAUCUUUUACCAGGGCAGAUAGCAGAUGAACCCCGCACAACUGAGGAAGUGUUAGCCAACAUCACUGUGGACAAAUUAGAUGACAACGUGAAGAAAUGGUUGAACGACCAGAACACCCAGACGCUGAAUGGAGCUUUGGCAUUUGUGCCGUUUAUUUUACAGCAGGCCUACUACGAAGGGAACCUGGAUGAAGAGCAGAUUGUUAUCCACAACGGCUCUGGAGGUGUGGUCUUCUCUGACGCGAGCGGCUUCACGGCCCUGACGGAGAAGUUGGCCAAGCAGAGCAACGGCGCCGAGCUGCUGUCGCAGUGCCUAACAGCCUUCUUUACGCCUUUGAUCGACCUGAUCAAUGCGUAUCGGGGUGAUACCAUCAAGUUUAGCGGCGAUGCGUUGAUGAUCUACUUCCCUUCAGUUGACGACACCAAGUCUACGGCCUUUAAUGGUAUCGUGCCGCCGCAUGGAUCCUUCGGCCUGGAUGACUUGGGUCCAAUGGCAACAGCAGUGCUCCGGGCGUCGGCGUGCUGCAUUGAGAUCCACAAGCGGCUUCAUAUGUUUGAGACAGGGGUUGAUGUCCGGCUGAGCUUGCACAUUGGCGUCGGAUGUGGAGAGAUCAGCAUCCUUCAGGUUGGGGGUGUCGUGCCACCAGAGACUCAUAUCCCGAGGAUUGAGUACUUGAUCGCUGGGGCACCUUUAGAACAGAUCUCAAUUGCCGAGCCUCUGGCCGAAAAUGGCGAGACCUGUCUCAGCCCGCAGGCUUGGGAGCUGGUCAAGGAUUGUGUGAUCGAGGGCAGGCCCCUCAAGGAUCGCAUGGACUUUCAUCUGCUCCUGAGAAUGGAUGAAUCGAAGUACACCUUCCCUACCAUCAAAUAUGCCACGCAGCUCUACGACUCGCGGGCAGAGAAUUGCUUCAAGCUAGCUCAACUCAACAUCACCAGGAGAUACAUCCCAUCUGCUGUGUUCAAGCAGAUCGAGUGUGGAACGCUUCCCUAUGUCAACGAGAUGCGCAAGAUUUCAGUGCUCUUCAUCAAUGGCUCCGGUCUGGACGUCAUGUCCCAGGAUGGCCCAAAGCAGGCGCAGGAACUGAUGUCUUCCGUGCAGAAAGUGUGCUACUCGCAUGAAGGAACUCUCAACAAGUUCCUGAUUGACGACAAGGGCAUGCUGUUUCUGCUGGUCUUCGGGCUGCCACCCUUGGUGCACCCCGACGACCCUGCACGGGCCGUGCUGGCCAGCAAGGAGCUGGUGAGUGUCUUCAAGCGCCUGAAACUGGUUGGGCGAUUUGGCGUCACCACUGGCCGCAGUUAUUGUGGCGUCUGUGGCAGUGCCAAGAGGAUGGAAUACACAGUUUUGGGUGACUGCGUCAACUUGUCAGCCCGCUUAAUGGCCAAUGCGCCCGCACUGGGUGUUCUCGCUGAUGAGGAGACCAGCAAACAGUCUACAGGUGAGAUGAUCUUCAAAGCACUGGCUCCCAUUAAGGUGAAGGGGAAAGCGAACCCCAUCCCGAUUUUCCAGCCAGUUCCUCGCGAGGCAGCUGGUGCCUGUGGUGUGACCAUGGAUCGGAAGAUUCGAUUUCCUUGGUACGACAAUCUCCUGGACGGCAGCAGCCUGACCUCCAAAGAUCCCGUCCUGACGGCCAAGACGAAGGUACAACACCUCUGCUCUAUACAGAAGUGGACAGCCAAUGUGAAAGUGGCUGAGAUGCUGGGUGGCCCCUUCAACAAGGUGCUGCAUUCUCCCGAGCAGACCAUUGGGUCUACUCCAGUGGGGCGCUCCAAGGCACCAGCUGGUAGCCCCUUCGCAGAUGGAGGUUUAGUCGUCAUCGAGGGAGCUACAGGCACUGGCAAGAUUGAGCUUGCUGAGCACAUUAUUGCGCAUUGUGCCACGCAGUUUCAGAUGAUGCCCGUCUUUGGCACCAUGGGCCCAAGGCCUGGGGAAUCCAAUCGGAUGGCCAUUGAGCUGCUGAGAAGUAUAGUGGCGGUCUACCGGAUGAUGAGUCCCAGCCUUCCGCCAGAUGAUGUGCAGGCACUGGAGAAACUCAUCUCACCUCAAUAUGCCGGCAGCAUGCCCACCUUGUCCGAGCUCCUGACCCAGAGUUCCGAUAGCCCAGCGGCACUGGAUGUUGCCCUGAAGGUGAUUGUCUCACUUCUUGCUGGGCUCAGAAGCAAGACAGGAAUCUUGGUGGUCCUUCAGUUUGAGCAGGGAACAAAUCUCUUCGAAAAGACGGCCGAAAAGGACCUGGCAAUCUUCUGGAGAUUCACCUCAGAGAUUAGUCUUCUGGUCAACAAGGAGAAGUCCGUCGCGGGGCUGGUUCUCGUCCGCAAGGCCGGUCAAGAUCAGCAGUGCGUGAAGGAUGCUAUGUCAUCAGGAAACCUCCUGAGCCUGAAUGGCCUCAACGAAGAGCACAUCCUGGAGUACAUGGCCAGCUACCUGGGUAUCCCCGAAGAUGCGGUGCCCCCUCCCUUGAGACGCUUCGUGUCACAGGUGACCAUGAGCAAUCCGCUCUACAUCCGGGAAACCUUGGAUCAGCUGCUGCAAGAUGGCAAUCUGAAGGUGAAGAGUGGCGCGUCGGCAAGUGCGGCUUUGGACAAAAUUGACAUUGCUGCAUGGAGCCAUACCGCCAUGGUGGGUGGCACAGUGUGCAAUAUCGAGUCCUUGGACCCCAUUGAGAUGGCGGCGCUGAAAAUGUCCACGUGCUUCGAAGGGUCUUUUACUCUUCCAGACUUGGCAGCAAGCAGUUGUUCGCAAUGGGGUGGAGCGACUCACUUUGACCUGCUACGGCUAUUCCGAGCCACUCGGAUGUUAGUGAGCAGAGGAUUCAUUGACAAGGUGCCGCCGCCCAGCAGAGAUUCGCCUCGCACCAGCGAGAGUGGCAAUAAUUUUGGCGACACUCAGUACUUCGCGAUGCAGAGUGCCCUCAUUCGCACCGUUGGUGCAUCAAUGGUAUUAGAGGCGCAGAAGAAGUCGGUGAAGCGAAAUGCGCUCAUUGAUAGAGUUCUGAAGCAAGACCUGCCAGAUCGAAUGACGGAGCUGGCUGCCAAAAAGUCUGUGCAGCACAUACCUUGGUACUACGAAAGAGCUCUCCGACGGAUGUUGCCAUAG